Messenger RNA from Metarhizium robertsii ARSEF 23, 327 nucleotides. RefSeq lists its product as uncharacterized. NCBI's taxonomy places the organism in Eukaryota, Fungi, Ascomycota, Sordariomycetes, Hypocreales, Clavicipitaceae. The coding region runs from base 1 to 327 and encodes 108 amino acids. The record is from RefSeq and is a predicted model, not a curated record. The transcript has a single exon.
AUGCUACACUCGCUGCAGACAACGAUUGAUGGUGCCCGUGUCUUACAAGCUGCCACCAGCGGUCGACGUCACGUCAAGCACGUCAAGGUCACGUCGCAGCCCGCUCCGUUCAAGCAAGGCCCCAGGGCGCACAGCAGAGAACUGGCAGCAGUGGCAGCGGAACUCGAAGCACAAUCUGUGCAUGGCGUGGGUUUUAUCAUCUCGAGCAUCUUUUUUUUGGCCGCCUUCGAAAUGGCGGCCGCACAUGCCCCAGGCUGGCGCCAGCGUCCAAUGUUGGGCGUUUUCCCGCCCCAACGCCCAAUGGUUCCUGCCCAUUCAAUGUUCUGA